This is a messenger RNA of Myotis lucifugus (little brown bat), 2422 nucleotides long. RefSeq names its product phosphatidylinositol glycan anchor biosynthesis class Q (gene PIGQ). The record is from RefSeq and is a predicted model, not a curated record. NCBI's taxonomy places the organism in Eukaryota, Metazoa, Chordata, Mammalia, Chiroptera, Vespertilionidae. Gene Ontology annotation, biological process: GPI anchor biosynthetic process. Gene Ontology annotation, cellular component: membrane; endoplasmic reticulum.
AGCCGGCGGAAAUGGGGCUCGUGUCCCGAGGCACCGCCACAGCGGGGCUGGCACUGCGGCUGCUGUCGUCCGCUCUGGCCCGCCCAACGCCAUCCCCAACCUCAUCCCGCACCCAUCGCCCGAGGGCACGGCUCUCGGGAGCAGCCGUGUCCCCAGCAUGGUGCUGAAGGCUUUCUUUCCCACGUGCUGUGCCUCAGCAGACAGCGGCCUACUGGUUGGACGCUGGGUCCCCGAGCAGAACAGUGCUGUGGUCCUGGCCGUGGUGCACUUUCCCUUCAUCCCCAUCCAGGUCAAGGAGCUCUUGGCCCAGGUGCAGCAGGCCAGCGGAGUAGGCGUGGCUGUACUGGGCACCUGGUGCCACCGUCGGCAGGAGCCCGAGGAGAGCCUGGGCCAUUUCUUGGAGGGCCUGGGCGCCAUCUUCUCCCACGAGCCCUGGCUCCAGCUGUGCCGGGAGCGGGGCAGCAAGUUCUGGAGCUGCAAGGCCACCCACCGGCAGGUGCCUACCUCCCCUAGUGCCCCCGGCGAAGACCAAGUCAUGCUCAUCUUCUAUGAUCAGCGCAAGGUGCUGCUGUCCCAGCUGCACCCGCCCACAGCCCUGCCUGACCACCAGGCUGGGGAUGCCACGGCCAGCACUAGGGGCCUGGCUGCCGUCUUCGACACAGUGGCACGAAGCGAGGCACUCUUCCGAAGUGACCGGUUUGAUGAGGGCCUCGUGCGGCUGAGCCACUGGCAGUCAGAGGGAGUGGAGGCCAGCAUUCUCGUGGAGCUGGCCAAGCAGGCCUCGGGGCCCGUCUGCCUGCUGAUGGCCUACCUGCUGUCACUCAUCUCAGCUGCCAGCACCUGUCGGGUAUUCAAGCUGUGGCCACUGUCCUUCAUCUGCAGCAAGCUCUCCACGUGUGAGCAGCUCAGGCAUCGGCUGGAGCAGCUCACGUUCAUCUUCAGCACCCAGAAGGCCGAGAAUGCCUCCCAGCUGAUGAGGAAGGCCAACACGCUUGUCUCUGUGCUCCUUGACGUGGCCCUAGGCCUCACGCUGUUGUCCUGGCUCCAUGGGAAAGACCGCAUUGGGCAGCUGGCUGAUGCCCUUGUUCCCGUGGCUGAUUGGGUGGCCGAGGAGCUGCAGCACCUGCUGCAGUGGCUGAUGGGCGCACCUGCCGGGCUCAAGAUGAACCGGGCACUGGACCAGGUGCUGGGCCGCUUCUUCCUGUACCACAUCCACCUAUGGAUCAGCUACAUCCACCUCAUGUCCCCAUUCAUCGAGCGAAUCCUGUGGCACAUGGGCCUCUCAGCCUGCCUGGGCCUGACAGUUGCCCUGUAUCUGUCGGACAUCAUCGCCCUCCUCACCUUCCACAUCUACUGCUUCUAUGUCUAUGGUGCCAGGCUGUACUGCCUGAAGAUCUGUGGCCUUUCCUCACUCUGGCGCCUGUUCCGAGGGAAGAAGUGGAAUGUUCUGCGCCAGCGGGUGGACUCCUGCUCCUAUGACCUGGACCAGCUGUUCAUUGGGACUUUGCUGUUCACCAUCCUGGUCUUCCUGCUGCCCACCACGGCCCUGUACUACCUGGUGUUCACCCUGCUCCGGCUCCUGGUGGUCACUGUGCAGGGUCUGAUUCAUCUGCUCGUGGACCUUAUCAACUCCCUGCCGCUGUAUGCGCUCGGCCUGCGGCUCUGCCGGCCCUACAGACUCUCAGCUGGCGUGAAGUUUCAAGUCCUGGAGCAUGAGGCUGGCAGGCCCCUCCGCCUCCUGAUGCAGAUCAACCCCCUGCCCUACAAUCGUGUGGUACACACCUACCGCCUCCCCAGCUGUGGCUGCCACCCCAAACACUCCUGGGGUUCCUUGUGCCGCAAGCUGUUCUUCGGGGAGCUCAUCUACCCCUGGAGGCAGAGAGGGGACAAGCAGGACUGAGGUACCCGGCCACCAGCCUGCCCAGCACCGUUGCGCGACAUGGUCAGCCCUCAACCCUGCCAGGGUGGUGUUGACUGUCAGGUAGCAUGUGGGCCUGCAUUCUACCUUCCCUGCCCCCUGUUCAUCUGGGACCACUGCAGGCCCCACUGGGCCUUGCCUGUCAUAUCCUUCCAACUAUGAGGUUGAAUUUGAGGUCAUAGGGGUGGCCAGCCUGGUCAGCUGGCCUGUACUCCAUAAUGAGCUCUGUUUGCCUCAGGACGCACUUCCAAUCUGUUGUGAUGGCACUGUUAGCCCAAUGCCCCUCGCCCCCCAGGUCUACCCAGGAGCCCCACCCCCCUGACUCUCCUCAGACCCAGACCCUGUCCAGGAGGGAUUUGCAGAGUCCCACCUCUGCCCACCAUUUCCUUUCUCAGUGGGGUGAGCUGACAGGUCUGGCUGCUCUCUGGUGGUCCAGCUCUGGCAUGGGUGGAGGGACUCCCCCAGGUUGCACUCAACACUUCCUGAGACUCUGACCCCCCGCCC